Molecule: messenger RNA, 417 nt
Organism: Malus domestica (apple)
Lineage: Eukaryota; Viridiplantae; Streptophyta; Magnoliopsida; Rosales; Rosaceae
Source: RefSeq, a predicted model, not a curated record
AUGGCUGAAGAAAGCUCAGUAAACCUUAGAGGAGAAAACUCACAAAGUUCUCCCUCUUUUGUUCCAGAUACUGAGAUAAAUACGAAUAAGCGUUUAUGCUCUGUUUUGUUGAAUGAAUUCAACUAUCUCUCAUGGUCUAGAGCAGUGUCUCUUGCUCUCGGUGGAAGAGGAAAGCUAGGGUUCAUCAAUGAAGGAGUUGAAGCACCUGAGCCUUCUACCCAAGCAUACGAAGCAUGGUUAUGCAAAGACCAAUUGGUCAUGUCCCUGUUACUCAACAACAUGGAUAAGCAUGUGGCUGAGAUCUUUAGUUACUCAGAAUCCUCACAAGAUUUAUGGAAAUAUGUGAAGGACAUGUAUGGGAACCAGAAUAAUUAUGCUCGUGUGUUCCAGUUAAAGAAGGAUAUUGCAGGCAUCUAA